Molecule: messenger RNA, 2179 nt
Organism: Toxorhynchites rutilus septentrionalis
Lineage: Eukaryota; Metazoa; Arthropoda; Insecta; Diptera; Culicidae
Gene: GatA
Product: glutamyl-tRNA(Gln) amidotransferase subunit A, mitochondrial
Exons: 3
Coding region: 115-1605 (496 amino acids)
Biological process (GO): mitochondrial translation; glutaminyl-tRNAGln biosynthesis via transamidation
Cellular component (GO): mitochondrion; glutamyl-tRNA(Gln) amidotransferase complex
Molecular function (GO): glutaminyl-tRNA synthase (glutamine-hydrolyzing) activity
Source: RefSeq, a predicted model, not a curated record
AUUCGAAAACGGACCAAAAUAUAAACAGUGUUGACAUUACGUUGUUUCGAAUAUCGCAGGAAUUCAAUUUUUACGAUUCAUAUAAAUGGCUGUGUGUUUCUGGAUUCAAACAUAAUGAAUCGAAGAUUGCCCUUAAUGUUAAAAGAGCUUUCAGAAUGCUACCGGAGCAAAGCAUUCGAACCACUUGCGGUCACAGAACAAACACUCGCUCGUGCUAAAAACCUCAAGGAGUUGAAUGCUUUUAUUCGAACUACCCCGACGAAGGCGCUGCAUCAGGCGGAGCAAUCGGUUCAACGGUACAAACAAGGCAAACCCGUUAGUAUCCUGGAUGGAGCUCCCAUUGCCGUGAAGGAUAAUUUCUGUACCAAAGACAUCCACACAACGUGCGCCUCAAGGAUGUUGCAAAACUUUGUGCCUCCAUACAAUGCCACCGUCUACGAUCGACUGGAACGAAGCGGUGCAAUUUUGAUCGGGAAGACUAACAUGGAUCAGUUUGGCAUGGGUUCUGGCACGGUGGAUUCUAUUUUUGGCGCAACAAAGAACUUCUGGAGCGAAAGUUUGCGUGGGACUGAUUUCAGAAUUGCUGGGGGGAGUUCCGGAGGCUCAGCCGUCGCGGUUGCUUCCGGUGUUUGUUUUGCGGCACUCGGAUCAGACACAGGAGGUUCCACUCGUAAUCCUGCUUCCUACUGCGGAGUAGUUGGAUUCAAACCAACGUAUGGGCUGUUAUCUCGACAUGGAUUGGUUCCGCUGGUGAAUUCGAUGGAUGUUCCAGGGAUUCUCACACGAACCGUGGACGACUGCGCUGCUGUUUUCAAUGCUAUCGCGGGACCCGAUCAACACGACUCGACCACCGUAAAAAAGCCGUUUGAUGCAAUUCUCGUCAGCGAAGUCGAUCGAAUAUCGCUGAAAGGAUUAAAGGUUGGAAUUCCCGUAGAAUACCACUGCGAUGGUAUCUCUGGGGAAGUUUUAUCCACAUGGUCCAAGGUAGCCGAUAUGCUGGAAGAUGCAGGUGCUACUGUGAAGGCCGUAUCGCUUCCUUACACAUCGGCUUCAAUCUCUGUGUAUUCGAUACUCAAUCAGUGUGAAGCCAGCAGCAAUAUGUCCCGAUAUGAUGGCAUUGAAUAUGGUCACCGAUCGGACGAGAACUCAAGCACAGAACAGUUGUAUGCGAGAACAAGAGCGGAGGGUUUUACCGCUGUUGUUAAAAAUAGAAUUUUAGCCGGAAACUUCUUCCUCUUGAGAAAGAAUUACGAUACGUACUUCCAAAAGGCAUUGAAAGUGAGACGUUUGAUUGCAAAUGACUUUGAUCGGGCCUUCCGAGAGGUGGAUAUUCUGCUGACACCGACGACUCUCAGCGAUGCUCCUCUGUAUGAAGAAUUCACAAAAAGUCAUAAUCGAGAUCAGUGCGCAGUUCAAGAUUUUUGCACCCAAUCUGCAAACAUGGGAGGAAUACCUGCGAUUUCUAUUCCGAUAAAACUGUCGGAGAAAAAGUUACCAAUUAGUUUGCAACUCAUGGGACCUAGCUUUUCCGAGAAAGCACUAUUCGAUGUCGCGAAAUGGAUCGAAGCUCAAGUGCAAUUUGUUGAAUGCUAUCUGGAUCGCUAGAAAUAAAACGCUAAGUAGUAAUGUCAAACAGUUUGGGAAAUACGUAAAUCAAUUUAUUUAAUAUAUCCCGCACAAGUGCGGGCGACAAAAUUAUUCACUACAAUCCAAAAAACACACGACACCGAAUUGGGGACGCCAGUCGGAAAACUCAACACCCGUUCGAACGGUGCGAAGUUGAAGUUCUUUCCGAAAACCACGACCGGUGUGUAGCGAUAGAAAAUAGAAAUAAUCACCAAACUCAGCGCCAGAAUGGCAUAUGCUCCAUACUGGAUGCCGUAUUCGUAAACCAUUCUCCUGGCCGACUCUCCACUUUUGGCUUCAUUUAGUUUCGUGUCGACCGCAACUAGUUUACGCUCCACCUUCACAUACUUGAUGUAAUCAUCUCGCAUAGAUAUUUUCGAAAGUUCCCUUUUGAUGUGUUCUGAUUCGGCUCGCAGUGCGCGGACUUCCAAACUCUCCCGGAAUACCAUCAAAAGGAUCUGAAACAAAGGUUUGUGAGUUAAAAAUGUUCCGAUUACUAUAACGAAACUAUAUACUAAUUUAGUUAUCUUUGAAACGAAGGGCAUCAGAAAGC